GCGGGGGAUACGCUGGGCGCGUCCCGCGGGUCACGUGGUGCGCAGCACGCAGAGUCCUUCUGUCGGUUGGUCCUGGAGCGGCGCAGCCGGAGCGGGGCUGUGAGGAGAAUAAAGGCAGCCCCGCUGAUGACUGAAAAUGACAAAGCAUCCACCUAACAGACGAGGAAUCAGCUUUGAAGUGGGAGCCCAGUUGGAAGCCCGGGACCGAUUAAAAAACUGUUCCCCUUCUGUGUUCCAUAGAGGCAACCAGCAUCCCGAAGUUGGUUUUCCCCUCCCAAGAUGCAAACCGGGUUGCUUGAUCAUCCUUCCAGAGAUAGCCCACGCAUUUAAAAACAGGUAUCCAGCUCACAUAGAAGACAUUGACUACGAAGAAGGAAAAGUACUCAUCCAUUUCAAGCGUUGGAACCAUCGUUAUGAUGAGUGGUUCUGCUGGGACAGUCCUUAUUUACGCCCUUUAGAGAAAAUACAGCUAAGGAAAGAGGGCUUACAUGAAGACGAAGGAUCUUCUGAAUUUCAAAUAAAUGAACAGGUCCUUGCUUGCUGGUCCGAUUGUCGUUUUUACCCAGCCAAAGUCACUGCUGUUAACAAGGAUGGUACUUACACUGUGAAAUUUUAUGAUGGAGUAGUUCAGACUGUCAAACAUAUUCAUGUCAAAGCUUUUUCCAAAGAUCAGAAUAUUGUGGGUAAUGCUAGGCCUAAAGAAACAGAUCACAAAAGUCUUCCAUCGUCUCCUGAUAAACGAGAGAAGUUUAAAGAGCAAAGAAAAGCCACUGUCAAUGUGAAGAAAGACAAAGAGGACAAAGCCUUAAAGACAGAAAAGCGUCCCAAGCAGCCUGAUAAAGAAGGAAAGUUAAUCUGUUCUGAAAAGGGUAAGGUGUCAGAGAAGAGCCUUCCCAAGAACGAGAAGGAAGAUAAGGAGAACAUUUCAGAAAAUGACAGAGAGUAUUCUGGAGAUGCUCAAGUGGAUAAAAAACCUGAAAAUGACAUUGUGAAGAGUCCACAAGAAAACUUGAGGGAGCCAAAAAGAAAACGAGGCAGACCCCCUUCCAUAGCUCCUACUGCUGUGGAUUCAAACUCUCAAACUUUGCAACCAAUAACAUUGGAAUUGAGAAGGCGGAAAAUAUCGAAAGGAAGUGAAGUCCCAUUAAAACGUCCCCGGCUUGACAAAAAUUCAUCCCAGGAAAAGUCAAAAACCUAUUCGGAAAACACUGACAAGGACUUAUCAAGGAGACGGUCCUCCAGGCUGUCCACUAAUGGCACACACGAGAUCCUAGAUCCUGACUUGGUUGUGUCAGAUUUGGUUGAUACGGUUAACAUUGAUCCUUUGCAAAAUACAUCAUCCAGUAACAAGGAAUCUGAGGAAGGUCAGUUAAAAUCUCCUUUGGAAGCUGACCAGGUUUCAUCUGCACUGAUUUGCCACUCCUUUGGUGAUGGAUUGGGGGCUGCAGGCUUGGAAUUGAACUGCAAGUCAAUGGGAGAAAACAGUAUGAAGACGGAACCGGCUUCUCCUCUUGCUGAGUUACAAGAGAUUUCUACUGUGGCAGUAACAAAUACUUUUAAGAAAACAGAUGAUUUUGUGACAUGUAAAGCACCAGCUGUCGACCUAGAUCACAAAUUCAGGUGCAAGGUUGUGGAUUGUCUAAAAUUUUUCCGCAAGGCCAAACUGUUGCACUAUCACAUGAAGUAUUUCCACGGGAUGGAGAAGUCACCAGAGCCAGAGGAGAGCCCAGGAAAGAGGCAUGUCCAAACGAGGGGCUCUUCAGCUUCAGACAAGGCCAACCAGGAGAGCCUGACCAGGAAGCGGGUCUCUGCCAGUUCCCCAACUGCAAAAGACAAGGAAAAGAAUAAAGAGAAGAAAUUCAAAGAGUUUGUGAGAGUGAAGCCAAAGAAAAAAAAGAAAAAGAAAAAGAAAACCAAACCUGAAUGCCCUUGCAGUGAGGAAAUCAGUGAUACCUCUCAGGAACCUUCUCCACCUAAGGCAUUUGCUGUCACCAGGUGCGGGUCCUCGAAUAAGCCUGGGGUCCAUAUGAGCCCACAGCUCCAUGGCUCAGAAUCUGGAAACCAUAAAGGGAAAGUGAAAGUAUCCGAGGAAGAUAAUUUGAGUGAGUCCUCUUCUGAGAGCUUUCUUUGGAGCGAUGAGGAGUAUGGUCAAGAUGUUGACGUGACCACCAACCCAGAUGAAGAACUUGAUGGGGAUGACCGCUAUGAUUUUGAAGUGGUCCGCUGCAUCUGUGAGGUUCAGGAGGAAAAUGACUUCAUGAUUCAAUGUGAAGAGUGCCAGUGCUGGCAGCAUGGGGUCUGCAUGGGAUUACUGGAAGAAAAUGUGCCUGAGAAAUACACCUGUUAUGUUUGCCAAGACCCUCCAGGUCAGAGGCCUGGCUUCAAGUACUGGUAUGACAAGGAGUGGUUGAGCAGGGGACAUAUGCAUGGCCUGGCCUUUUUAGAAGAGAACUACUCCCACCAGAAUGCUAAGAAGAUUGUGGCUACCCACCAGCUUCUUGGCGAUGUGCAGAGAGUGAUCGAGGUUCUCCAUGGCCUUCAGCUCAAGAUGAGCAUCUUGCAAAGCAGGGAGCAUCCUGAUCUGCAGCUGUGGUGUCAGCCUUGGAAACAGCACUCAGGGGAGGGGAGAUCGCAUUCAAAACACAUCCACGUCACUGAAGCCAAGAGCAAAGAGGAAGUCCCGAGCUAUAGAACUUUGAACGGGGCGAUGGAAAAGCCCUUGCCCCUGGCCCUCCCCCGGUCUGUGGAGGAGUCCUACAUCACCAGCGAGCACUGCUAUCAGAAGCCCCGCGCCUAUUACCCUGCUGUGGAGCAGAAGCUGGUGGUGGAGACCCGGGGCUCUGCCCUUGACGACGCUGUCAACCCCCUCUGUGAGAACGGUGAUGAUUCUCUCUCUCCACGUCUGGGCUGGCCUCUAGACCAAGACAGGAGUAGGGGGGACAGUGACUCCAAAUCUAGCUCCCUAAAGGUGAGGGAAUAUGUCUCCAAAAAGGUCCUACCCGAAGAAGCCCCCACUCGGAAGCUGCUGGACAGAGGCGGAGAGGGGCUACUGAGUUCCCAGCACCAGUGGCAGUUCAAUCUGCUGACUCAUGUGGAAUCUCUUCAGGAUGAAGUCACACACAGGAUGGACUCCAUUGAGAAGGAACUGGAUGUUUUGGAGAGCUGGCUGGACUACACUGGGGAAUUGGAGCCCCCGGAGCCACUGGCAAGGCUUCCACAGCUCAAGCAUUGCAUCAAGCAGCUGCUGAUGGACCUGGGCAAGGUGCAGCAGAUUGCACUCUGCUGCUCAACAUGAAAUUGGGCACCCAGAACUAGUGGGGGCACAAUCCUGGGGCACCUGCAGGAGGAGCUUUGCAUAUUUAAAUAAAUAAACCUAGCAUGCCGAAUGCACGUGACACCGACUGACUUCAGGGAUCUGGGCAGGGGGUGUGAUGGACAUUGGACAAAGGGGCCAUUUUGGCUGCUGGAGGGCAGGGCACUCUGAUCUUGAAGCCUACCAAGAAGGUAACAAAUAGACUCUUGGGAUUCCUUUCUUCUGUGCACAUCGUUGAAUGGAGAGUGAGUCUUUUUGCACAAACUUCACUUGAUAAUUGUGCCACUGAUAAAAAUGGAAUGAGAGCCAAAAAAGUUUAGUCGGAAACAGUUGUAAAUUCAACUUGCAGCUUAUUUAAUUGACUUUUUUUGUCAGGGUGGGGUACAUGCCAAGCCUUCUUGUUUCUGCCUGGCAUGGAUUUAGGCAGCAGGCUUCAUUUCCAUUUUUCCAGCUUCGUGAGAAUGUCGUGACUUCACAUUCGGUGGAGGUUGGGAAGAAGCGGAGGCCUUGGCUACCCUGCCUUCUCCUUAGGACUCUUCACUUUUCUCACCACCCGUCUUGCAUGACUUCAUGGUACCGGGGACAAGUUUUGUAUGCUUUUACCCCAGAGUUGGCUGGGUUGUGUUUUUUGUAGCAGAGCCCAUACAGCCUGUGGAGGAACUAGAAUCUCACUGUAAUAAGAAUCUAGGAGGAAUUCCAAACUGAAGCAGGCAGGGUCUGGAACCCAAAGGACAGCAUUUUCUACCCACUUCUUAAUAUUGACAGCUUCCCGGUUCUAUUUAAUGUCCAAAAAAAUGUUUCCCCAAAUUUUGAACUCUUUCACUGUAAAGAUUUGUUACAAAGAAUGUGGUUUGGAGAAUUACCUUAUUUUAUAUUGUUGUAAACAAAUUUCAGAUUCUACAUGUGCCGCUUUUCUCCUUCCAGAAGGUGUAUGUUCAGUAGUUGGCAUUUUCAGAAUUGUUUUUAAAAUACUUUAACACUUUA
This is a messenger RNA of Lontra canadensis (Northern American river otter), 4297 nucleotides long. RefSeq names its product PHD finger protein 20 (gene PHF20). Gene Ontology annotation, biological process: regulation of transcription by RNA polymerase II. Gene Ontology annotation, cellular component: NSL complex; MLL1 complex. The record is from RefSeq and is a predicted model, not a curated record. Lineage: Eukaryota; Metazoa; Chordata; Mammalia; Carnivora; Mustelidae. The transcript is spliced from 20 exons. The coding region runs from base 137 to 3295 and encodes 1052 amino acids.